This is a messenger RNA of Habropoda laboriosa, 565 nucleotides long. RefSeq names its product biogenesis of lysosome-related organelles complex 1 subunit 6-like (gene Pldn). NCBI's taxonomy places the organism in Eukaryota, Metazoa, Arthropoda, Insecta, Hymenoptera, Apidae. Gene Ontology annotation, cellular component: transport vesicle; BLOC-1 complex; extrinsic component of membrane. The transcript is spliced from 6 exons. Gene Ontology annotation, biological process: intracellular transport. Bases 98 to 565 code for a protein of 155 amino acids. The record is from RefSeq and is a predicted model, not a curated record.
CAUAUACUAGAGAUGCAAGCAUUGACGCUAGAGAUGAGUUUCCAAAAAUGUGAUCGGAGUUACAACGAGUAGCAGUGAUACUCAAACAGAACUCAAAAUGAUGACAGAUAUAAAAGAGGCUGAAGUAAAGGAGCUUCAAUCGCAAAUAGAAAAACAUGAUAGCGAAGAAGAUGAAGUGGAUGUUACAGAGGCUGCAAAGAAAUUAAGUGAAGGACUUUUAAGCAUGUGUCAAGAUCGAUUUGAACAUGUUAAAAAAAAACUAGAUGAAGUAAGGGUCAAGCAAGAGACUUUGUAUGAUAAGAUGCAGAUUGAGAACAAAAAACUUCAAGAAACUUUUGAUGAUGUCCAACUGGAUGAAAUGUUUCAGACUGUGAAAACUAGUCAAGGAAAAUUAGUUACAAUGAAAAAAGAGAUGGUUUCCAUUCAUGAAAGAACAUUAAAGUUACAAAAACGAGUAUUGAGACUGCAACAAAUAAAACAAAAAGAGGUCUUAAAUAGGGAACAACAACGAGAGCAAGAACUUCGUCGUGAACAAGAAUUAAUCGGUAAACCAGUGAUAAGUUAA